Molecule: messenger RNA, 2266 nt
Organism: Punica granatum (pomegranate)
Lineage: Eukaryota; Viridiplantae; Streptophyta; Magnoliopsida; Myrtales; Lythraceae
Source: RefSeq, a predicted model, not a curated record
UCUGACUCUCAGCCCUCUCACACACUCUUGCCUUUACUCUUCACUCGUGAAAUCCUUCCUGGUCUUCUUCACCAACCUCGACGAGACCCGCGACCAAAUGGCAAUGCAACCUCCUUGUUCGUCCUUUCCGGUUGUUUGUCGGGUCGUUCGGUUCCACAGUAAUGUCUUCCUUCUCCCACCUAAGUGAGGGAAUGCGAGGCGGAGCCAGCAUAAAGGGACAUAGCUAAACUAACAUCGGGGUCGGUCAGAUUUCAACAUAAAGUUAGCUCCUUUCCUCAUUCCUGGCCGCAUUGCUCUGUUUCUCCUCUGGUUCGCAGCUUAAAGCUCACGAUCUUGAAAAUGAGGAAGCACGGGUGGCAACUUCCUUACCAUCCCCUUCAGGUGGUUGCUGUUUCUGUGUUUCUGGCUCUGGGGUUCGCUUUCUAUGUGUUCUUUUUGCCGUUUGUGGGGAAGAAGCCGUUUCAGUAUGCUGUGAUGGGCAUCUACACUCUUCUUAUAACAUGUGCCUUCAGCCUAUACAUAUGGGCUGCCGGAUCCGACCCUGCUGACCGAGGGGUGUUCAGGUCCAAAAGGUAUCUCGAGAUUCCAGACAGCGGGAAGCUUGCGCGACAAAAGGAUUCUAAACUUGAUGGGGAACCGAUUUCGUCCAUGCAGGAAGCAUCUGAAAGCGAACCUGUGGAUAUGAAGUUAGAGGACUCAGAAGCUAAGCAGCCUGCUUCUCAAAGGACCGGUUCUCCUUCGAAGCGCGGGCAUUGCUUCUCCUGGGCUUUCCUCCCUUGUGGUCUUCUCUUUGAGUGUUGUAGUUCAAGAGAAAAAUCAAGUGCACGCCAUUCAAUUGAAGAUGAGAUGUUCUACUGCAGCUUGUGUGAAGUUGAGGUUUCCAAGUUCAGUAAGCACUGUAGAGUUUGUGACAAAUGUGUCGACAACUUUGAUCACCAUUGCAGGUGGCUGAACAACUGUAUAGGUAAGAAGAACUACCGGCAAUUUUUCACUCUCAUGGUCUCUGCUCUCCUCCUGCUUAUUCUACAAUGGUGUAUGGGUAUUCUAGUGCUCAUUCGCUGUUUUCUCGAGAGAAAACUGUUUUCUGUUAAUAUUGCUGUGAAGCUGGGAAGCAGUUUCUCUUUGGCACCAUUCGCAGUUGUGGUGGCAAUGUGCACCGUUCUAGCAAUGAUUGCAACUUUGCCGCUUGCUCAGCUUUUCCUCUUUCACUUACUUCUCAUUAAAAAGGGGAUCAGCACUUAUGACUACAUUGUAGCAUUGAGGGAUCAGGAACAAGACCAACAAGGAAUUGGAGGACAGCAAAGUCAACAGAUGUCUCCGAUGAGCUCUCUUACUGGACUAAGCAGCACGAGCUCUUUCGCUGCAUUCCAUCGCGGCGGUGGUGCAUGGUGUACUCCUCCACGCUUAUUUGUAGAAGAUCAAUACGAUGUUGUCCCUCCUGAAAAUGCAUCAGUUAGCUCUUUCGGCAAAAAGACACUGCAAGAGGAGACGAUGAAGAAAAAAAGCUCUGGAGCAGUGAGGAUCAGUCCGUGGGCCCUGGCCCGACUGAAUGCAGAAGAGGUGUCUAGGAUGGCUGCAGAAGCUCGGAAGAGAUCCAAAAUCCUGCAACCCGUGGUGAGACGAGAAGCCCCAUUAGAGCCCGAAAGGCCCGGGAGUAAAAGCAAGCAAACUGUUCCUAUGGAGCCUUCAACGAACAUUUCUUCUAGAGGCUUCGGCCAAGAUUUAGUUGGGCUUCAUCUCAACGCGAGGAGUGCUUUCCAAACAAGCCGAGCAACAUAUAAUCCAACCGGGCCAAUCGGUUCAUCGCCAGAGAGCAGCUUGGACUCUCCCGAUAUCCGCCCCUUCCAUCAACCCUUACCUUCUGUUAUAACGGCUGCAAACAGAGGAAUUCCAAUUCCACUCCCUAGGAAUUCAGCCAGUGACGGGUACGAAGCCUCGGGUGGGGAAGACAGCGACAGGGUUCCUUCUAGGUUUACCGAGAGACCGAUGAACCGGAGCAGCCGGUUAUUCUCCUCUUCGGGUCAGGAUGAGAGAGUUGUGAGAUUAAAAGGAUCGUCUUCUUCCAGUCAGAUCAUCAGCAGAAAGUUCUAACACCGGCGACAUUUCUGUUUCCUCGGGAAGAAACUUUCCUUCCUCUACUGAUUGUCCACUACAACUAAUUCGAUAUCUGAAAGAGUGAUAACCUUCGAGUUGAAGUUUCAGGAUUCGGUUUUCCAGCGAGGUGCCACUCGUUAGUGUUAUGAUCUUGGUUUAAUUCGUAGUUUUA